AUGGAAAUGUUUGCUGCCAAUUUCUUGGCCGGAGGUCCGGCGGCAUUCGUCCGCCGCUCGGAUUUCGGCAAAGACUUUGUCUUUGGUUCAGCUACUGCUGCUUUCCAGAUUGAAGGCGCUCUAGAAAAAGGGUCAAGAGGAGAUUCCAUUUGGGAUAAGUUUGCCAAAGACAAUGACUUAUUUAAACCAUACCACGAAGAUGCUGUAAAUCACUACGAGAAGUUCGAGGAGGAUGUGAAACUGAUGAAGGAGAUCGGGUUUGACGCUUACAGAUUUUCCAUCUCAUGGCCCAGAAUUCUUCCAACUGGAAAAUUAGAGUCGAAAAACAAAGAAGGGAUUGACUACUACAAGAAGCUGAUUAAAACCCUCAAAGACAACGGCAUUGAGCCAUAUGUGACACUUUUCCAUUGGGAUCUUCCUCACGCUUUGCAAGAGGAAUACAAUGGCUUUUUGGAUCGUAGAGUUGCGGAUGAUUUCGGCGUAUACGCUGAUGUUUGCUUCCAGGAGUUUGGAAAAGAUGUUGAUUAUUGGAUAACAUUGAAUGAACCAUUUACUUAUGCCUAUUCAGCUCACGUGGAUAAAGUCCAUGCUCCCGGGUUGGGAACCGUGACCCAACAACUCUUUGCCACCGGCACCAACACCGAAGGCGGAGCACCGGCAGCAACUACCACCGAAGAAUCUGCUGAUUCCGUGAUGGUUUUCAAGCCAACCACAUCUUGGGCAUCCGAAGCUGAGUUCCUUGACCCGUUUGCAUACCCAUACAUUGUCACCCACAACUUGCUCCUUGCUCACGCUAAGGCUGUGGAGAUCUUCAAGAAUAAAUACCAGGACCCUGCUAAGAAGAAGAAGAUUGGAAUCACUUUGGUGUCUAUGUGGUUUGAGCCCCGCAAUCCUGAUGAUGAGAAGGACAAAGCCGCUGCCCUGCGAGCCCUUGAUUUCUUCAUUGGAUGGUACCUGGACCCAUUGGUUCAUGGAGAUUACCCCAAGAGCAUGAGGGAAUAUGUGAACCCGGACCAUCUCCCCAAAAUGGAUGCUGCAGACCGGGAAGCCAUUCAAGGCAGCUAUGAUUUCAUUGGUGUCAAUUACUACACUGCCAGAUAUUGCCUCAAGUACUAUGGGUCACGCAAGGAGAAUGGAGUAGAGGUUCCCAUCGGCAAAGAUACGGGUGCUUCUGCAUGGCUGAUUUCAUAUCCUAAAGGAAUUGAGGGACUUUUGCUUCACAUCAAAAACAAUUACAAGGAUCCACUUAUCUACAUCACUGAAAAUGGAAUUGAUGAUCAUGAUGAUGAUUCAUCAAGGCAUUGGGACUCAUUCUUUGAUGAGAAGAGGGUGAGGCACAUUCAUGAUCACCUCAACUAUCUCUUGGAAGCCAAACGCAAAGGAGUGAAUGUGAAGGGAUACUUUGUGUGGUCAUUGCUGGAUAACUUCGAGUGGAACAAUGGAUUCCAUGCUCGAUUCGGGCUCAUCUAUGUUGACUACAAGAACAACUCACAGAGGCAUCCCAAGCUCUCCGCUGCCUGGCUCAAGCAAUUCCUUGCUGACAAGUGA
Oldenlandia corymbosa var. corymbosa is the source of this 1548-nucleotide messenger RNA. The record is from the annotation of a GenBank genome assembly. NCBI's taxonomy places the organism in Eukaryota, Viridiplantae, Streptophyta, Magnoliopsida, Gentianales, Rubiaceae.